AUGGAGCUUUCCGAGGACUAUACCUGCGUCAUCUCCCACGGCCCCAUCCCGAAAACCACUCACAUAUUCGAAUUCGACGAUUGCAUCGUCGACGCCUGCUGCGGCGUAUUUACCCUCGAUCCCUCGGUCAAAGAAGCGUCCGACGAUUUCUACAGUGAUUAUAAUAAUUUUUUUUUACUUUAUUGUGAAAAUGAGUUGGAAAUGGUAGAAGAUUAA
Molecule: messenger RNA, 216 nt
Organism: Linum tenue
Lineage: Eukaryota; Viridiplantae; Streptophyta; Magnoliopsida; Malpighiales; Linaceae
Source: the annotation of a GenBank genome assembly